Mucor velutinosus is the source of this 819-nucleotide messenger RNA. Its product is annotated as Bud site selection protein 6. NCBI's taxonomy places the organism in Eukaryota, Fungi, Mucoromycota, Mucoromycetes, Mucorales, Mucoraceae. The record is from RefSeq and is a predicted model, not a curated record. Bases 1 to 819 code for a protein of 272 amino acids. The transcript is spliced from 7 exons.
AUGACAAGAACCGCCAUAGAUAACCUUAUUUACAUUGAUGACUACAUUGACACUGUCGAAGCGUUGCAAAUUGAUCUUCAAAAAAAUUUUACGCUUCUCAAAGAAAUGGAUGGAUACGCUCAAGAUUCAAAUGCUAUCACAGCAAAAGCAGCUAUUGAUUUGAUUGAUAAUAUCGAUGAGAUUGAUGCUAAUGAAAGAUUCAUUCAGCUAAAAGCAUUGGUGUCUCUGCUCGAAGAAACAGCACAAAGAAGCAGCGAGAAAGCAGCUCUAGCUAAAUUGACAUCGGACGCAGUGGACCGUCAUUGCAACCGUUUAGAUGCAGAUUUAGUAAAGUUCGAAGAGACACAGCCUAUAGGCACAUUACGUAUUGCUUCCUUACCAGGGUUGACACCUUCCUCCCGAAGCUUACGUGAAUACUCGAAACUAUCGUCGAAAGAGAAGAUAUCCAAAAAGAUUAGCGAGAAAUCUCAAUCAGCAAAGAAGAGAAGAGUGGUGAAGGAUGAUCUAAAUAUACCACGAGUACUCAAAGAACAAGCGAGAAGCCGAACUUCGCAGGACAAAGGAAAACCCAUCAAAGCACUACCCUCUAGAAAAAAUAACGGCAAACCCAAAUCAUCUGACUCGGAGCCAAUUGAUCCAAAUGAGCAACUGUAUUGCUAUUGCCAGCAGGUUUCCUUUGGAGAAAUGGUUGCUUGCGACAACAAAGAGUGUGAUGUAGAAUGGUUUCAUAUCGCCUGUGUGGAUUUAAAAACUGUACCAAAGGGAAAAUGGUAUUGCGAUAAUUGUAGUAAAUACAAAGGAAAGCAAAGAAGAGCCUAA